Molecule: messenger RNA, 671 nt
Organism: Rotaria sp. Silwood1
Lineage: Eukaryota; Metazoa; Rotifera; Eurotatoria; Philodinida; Philodinidae
Source: the annotation of a GenBank genome assembly
AUGCUCAACGUUGAUACAACAGUAAGCGAACAAGUUUUACAACAAAUUCCAAGUCCUACAGUUGAUGAUGAAGAGCUUUCUCGACAGGACGCUGUACCAACUCUUGAUGAGGUUGUAAAGGCAAUUGGACAAAUAAAAAAUAAAAAAGCUCCAGGAAAAGACGAUGUACCAGCGGAACUCCUAAAAGCGGGCGGUCAUUGUGUCGCUGAAUGGUUACAUGAAAUUAUUCACGAUGUAUGGGAACAGGAGAUAAUGGUAAAGGAAUGGGCUGAAGCCAUUAUAAUACGACUAUACAAGAAUAAGGGUGAUAAACGGAUCUGUGACAACUAUCGAGGCAUAUCCCUACUAGAUGUUGCAGGAAAAAUCUUUACCCGAAUCAUACUAAACCGUAUUCAAGCUUCACUUGAUCGAAAGCUGAUGGAGGAGCAAGCAGGCUUUCGUUCUAGAAGAUCCACCAUGGAUCAAGUCUCCAUACUAAAAAUGGUCAUGGAGAGAUCAAGAGAGUUUAAUCAACCUCUACAUAUGUGCUUUAUUGAUCUAAAGAAAGCAUAUGAUUCUGUCAAUCGAAAAGCACUUUGGCGAGUGUGUCGAGCAUAUGGAUUAUCACAAAAGAUAGUUCGAAUGUUGCAACUGCUAUAUGAGGAUACAUCUGCUCAAGUUCGGAUCGAUGA